This is a messenger RNA of Staurois parvus, 334 nucleotides long. The record is from the annotation of a GenBank genome assembly. Lineage: Eukaryota; Metazoa; Chordata; Amphibia; Anura; Ranidae.
AGUACUGACAGCCAAUCUAAUUUCUUGAGGUCCAAGGCCAAUAUCUAAAUUUCUUGAGGAUAUCCCCCAAAUGUCAAUUACAGAUAUCCCCCAAAUGUCAGGACAGUACAGAUAUCCCCCAAAUGUCAGGACGGUACAGAUAUCCCCCAAAUGUCAGGACGGUACAGAUAUCCCCCAAAUGUCAGGACGGUACAGAUAUCCCCCAAAUGUCAGGACGGUACAGAUAUCCCCCAAAUGUCAGGACGGUACAGAUAUCCCCCAAAUGUCAGGACGGUACAGAUAUCCCCCAAAUGUCAGGACAGUACAGAUAUCCCCCAAAUGUCAGGACAGAUAU